Gigantopelta aegis is the source of this 1140-nucleotide messenger RNA. Its product is annotated as NAD-dependent protein deacetylase SRT1-like. The record is from RefSeq and is a predicted model, not a curated record. Gene Ontology annotation, molecular function: NAD+ binding. NCBI's taxonomy places the organism in Eukaryota, Metazoa, Mollusca, Gastropoda, Neomphalida, Peltospiridae.
UUGUUCUGCUAUAAUUGAGGAUGACAGGGUAGAAAUAGUUGGUAGUGCUGCAGGCUCAGACGAGUAUAUCUUAGAUUGGGACUCCAAAGGAGGUGCUGUACUACAUAUCGACUGUUGGAAUGAAGUGUUACGUAAUGCGAGAAUUAGAAGAUCCAAAGGAGCUACAAUAAAGAUCUCAUCAGUUGAAAAAUCAUUGAUCAAAGAAGCAGCUAAAACUGCAGAGUUUCAUGAUUCACAAAUUACUAUUCAAAACAAAGCUAAGAAAAUAGCUGACCUUAUUGUUAAUGCCAAAUAUGGUAUUGUUUUUACUGGAGCUGGGAUAUCAACCUCUGCUGGUAUUGGUGAUUAUCGUGGUAAAAGUGGAAAAUGGACUGAACAAGAUCGACAAGCGAUAAUUGAAGACACACCCACUAGCAGUAAUGAUGAUGAUGAUGGAGUACCUUAUGAAGAGUUAAGACCAACCUAUACUCACGAGGCCUUGGCUAAACUGGUGGAGAUGGGGUUAAUAAAACAUGUUAUAAGUCAAAAUGGUGAUGGUUUACAUGGUUUAUCUGGUAUACCAAAGGAGUGUCUCUCAGAACUUCAUGGGAAUGUAUUUUUAGAAAUAUGUGAGGAUUGUGGUGAGAAAUAUGAUCGUCCAUUUUAUGUUCUUGAUGAUACCAGUAGUCAAUAUUAUGAAGAUAUUAAUGAGAGCGGACAAAGUUCUUUAGCUAAACCAUUACAUGCAGUUCAAUGUAUGCUGUGUGAUCUAUCACAUCGUACAGGUCGGUCAUGUGACAGCUGUGGAGGCUAUCUCAAGGAUAGCAUCAUUAACUUUGGUGAUAAUCUUCGAGAAGAUGUUCUCACAACUGCAGAAAGAGUUGCUAAAGAAUCUGAUCUUUGCAUAAGCUUAGGAACUACAAUGACAGUUACUCCAGCCUGUGAUCUAGUUCUUAUGGGUCAAAAAACCUUACGUUUGGUAAUUGUCAAUAGACAAAAGACACAAUUUGAUUAUUUGUGUAUAACUAAAGACGAUAAAAAGAUGGAUUGUGGGGCGAGGGUGUUUGGUGACUGUGAUAGUGUAAUGAGGGAAGUGAUGGUGUAUUUGAUGAAGGAAAAAGAUAAAAUGAAGUGGAAAAAGAGAGACAAAUUAGACUACAA